AUUGCCCACUUUCUCUCAAGUUCAGAAGCAGCCUGCCAGGCACUGGAGCCCAAAUGAAGCCCCCAGGCCCUGCCCGUGCCUGUGGCAUCGUGCUGGUCCUGCUCUCGCUGCUGGCUGUCCUCCAGAUCACCGGUGCCCAAAAGAAUGCCAUCGACAUCUACAGCCUCACUGUGGACUCCAGGGUCUCCUCCCGGUUUGCCCACACGGUCAUCACCAGCAGGGUGGUCAACAGAGCAGAUUCCAUGCAGGAGGCCACCUUCCAGAUAGAGCUGCCAAAGAAAGCCUUCAUCACCAACUUCUCCAUGAUCAUCGACGGUGUGACGUACCCAGGGAACAUCAAGCAGAAGGAUGCAGCCCAGAAGCAGUACAGUGCGGCCGUGGCCAGGGGGGAGAGCGCUGGCCUCGUCAAGGCCAUUGGGAGAAAGAUGGAGCAGUUCCAGGUGUCGGUGAGUGUGGCCCCCGCUGCCAAGGUCACCUUCGAGCUGGUGUAUGAGGAGUUGCUCAAGCGGCGCCUGGGAGUGUAUGAGCUGCUGCUGAAAGUGCAGCCCCAGCAGCUGGUCAAGCACCUGCAGAUGGACAUUCACAUCUUUGAGCCUCAGGGCAUCAGCUUUCUGGAGACAGAGAGCACCUUCAUGACCAAUGAGCUUGCAGACGCCCUCACCGUCUCACAGAACCAGACCAAGGCUCACAUCCGAUUCAAGCCGACGCUCUCCCAGCAACAGAAGUCUACAGAGCAACAGGACACAGUCGUGGAUGGCGACUUCAUCAUCCGCUAUGAUGUGAACCGCACCCUCUCUGGAGGCUCCAUUCAGAUCGAGAAUGGCUACUUUGUGCACUACUUUGCCCCCGAGGGUCUCUCCAAGAUACCCAAGAAUGUGAUCUUUGUCAUCGACAGGAGUGGCUCCAUGAUGGGCAAGAAAAUCCAGCAGACGCGGGAAGCUCUCAUCAAGAUCCUAGAGAACCUCAGGCCCGAAGACCACUUCAACCUCAUUAGCUUCAGCAGUGAAGCAAGCCCGUGGAAGCCAUUGUUAGUGCCAGCUUCCACCCAGAACGUGGAGGAGGCCAAGCAAUAUGCUAACAGCAUCCAGGCCCAGGGAGGAACCAAUAUCAACGAUGCAAUGCUGUUGGCCGUGCAGCUGCUGGACAUAGCCACCCGGGAGGAGCAGCUGCCCUCAGGGAGCGUCUCCCUCCUCCUCCUCCUCACUGAUGGCGACCCCACUGUGGGCGUGACCAACCCCACGAAGAUCCAGAAGAAUGUGCAGGAGGCCAUAGGCGGUCAGUACAGCCUCUUCUGCCUGGGCUUUGGCUUCGACGUCAGCUACGCCUUCCUGGAGAAGCUGGCGCUGGACAACGGCGGCCUGGCUCGGCGCAUCUACGAGGACUCGGACUCCGCCCUGCAGCUGCAGGACUUCUACCAGGAGGUGGCCAACCCCCUGCUGACCACAGUGACCUUCGAGUACCCAGGCAAUGCCGUGGAGGAGGUCACGCAGGACAACUUCCCGCUGUUCUUCAAGGGCUCUGAGAUGGUAGUGGCCGGGAAGCUCCGGGCCCAGAGCCCUGAUGUGCUCUCAGCCACAGUCAGCGGGCAGCUGCCCACGGAGAACAUCACCUUCCAAAUGGAGUCCCAGGUGGCGAAGCAGGAAGAGGAGUUUCAAAAGCCCAAGUACAUCUUCCACGGCUUCAUGGAGAGACUCUGGGCGUACCUGACCAUCCACCAACUCCUGGAGCGAAUGGUUUCCGCAUCCGAUGCCGAGAAGCAGGCCCUGGAGACCCAAGCUCUGGGCUUGUCGCUCAACUAUAGCUUUGUCACCCCCCUCACAUCCAUGGUGGUCACCAAACCUGAAGGCCAAGAACAGUCUCAAGUUGCUGAGAAGCCCGUGGAAAAUGGUCGCACUGUCUUCAGACAUAGAGCCAUGGGACACACAGGGUUCACAUCAACAGCUGGAGUUUCCCCGUACGCUCGAGUUCAUGACGUGGCCGAAAUGAGUGUUGGACCACCUGGACUUCCUAUUCCUUCCAAUUAUCUUUUUCCAAUCUCUAAAUCGGAUCCGGAUCCGAGGCUACCAAGCGGGAUAGGCUGGCUCAGGAUGGAACCUUCUAGAAAGGGAAGGCUCCCACCAUUCCCCCAAUCCAUGAGACUGCCUUCUCCCUUUCCGUUUCCGGCCAAUCCUGUACUAGCAUCUUCCUUCUCCUCCGGUCCCACUGUGGUGUUUGAUUACCUGGAUGAAACAAUGGAAGAUGUUCUACCUGCCCCAAGAACCGCAUCUGCUGCCCCAGCCCCCAUCCAGGCUCCGACCUUCAUCCUGCCUCUGCCUGGGCAGAGUGUGGACCAGCUCUGUGUGGACAUUAAGCGCACCCGUGGGCCAUUAUUACUCCUGCUCUCAGACCCUGACCAAGGUCUCGAGGUGAUUGGCGAAUAUGACAUGGAGAAGGCCCAGUUCUCAGUGAUCGAGGUGACUUUCAAUAAUCUCCAGCUGCAGGUCCAUGUGUCCCCUGAGCACGUGGUAGUGACGAGUUACCAAAGGAGCUCUCAGUACAAAUGGAAGGAGACGCUGUUCAUGGUGAUGCCUGGCCUCAAGAUGACCAUGGACAAGGCGGGGCUCCUGCUGCUCAGCAGCCCAGACAAAGUGACCAUCGGCCUGCUGUCCUGGGAUGGCCCUGGGCGGGGGCCUCGGCUGCUCCUGCGGGACACUGACCGCUUCUCUAGCCACGUCGGCGGCCUCCUUGGCCGCUUUUACCAGCGCAUUGCCUGGGGGCCCCCAGAUGCCACAGAUGACAGCAAGCGAACACUGUGGACUCGGGGGUUUGAGUUCAAUGCCACCAGAAAGCUCAAGCUGGAUUACCAAGAGGGGACGCCCAGAACAGAGAUUUCCUGCUGGUCUAUCGAGCUCUGGUUCUGAUAUCAGGAGUUAUAUACCCCCCGCCCACCCCAUGCCACCCCACUGUGUACGAGCGCUGUCAUCCUGUGACCACAGCCACCUGUGGGGUCUCAACCACGAUGGGGAGGGGAGUUCCACUUAUUGCAAAUAAAGGCAGGUACUUUAAACUCAGGGAGUGGGCUUCUCUGGUUUCAUCCAGCCAAACCCCAGGGCUGUAGAACCUCCUCCUGAACACUUAGCAUCAUGUGACAUUGGAAUCUCCCACAAUCAGCCCUCAGAGGCUGUGGCUAGUAGGUCCCUGAGGAGCUUUUGGUCCACUCCCCUCAUUUCAUAAAAUGGAAACUAAUAUUUAGAAAGAUUGAACCACCCCUGUAUAUGUCACUCCAGACCCGAGCUUGGGGCCUAGGGCCGGAAAACAUCCUCUGGGAGCAGAGGUUCAGUUUCAGUCCUUGAAAACCAGUUUUUAUUUAUUUUAUUUUAUUUUAUUUUAUUUGUUA
Molecule: messenger RNA, 3376 nt
Organism: Myotis daubentonii (Daubenton's bat)
Lineage: Eukaryota; Metazoa; Chordata; Mammalia; Chiroptera; Vespertilionidae
Product: inter-alpha-trypsin inhibitor heavy chain 4
Exons: 22
Coding region: 54-2900 (948 amino acids)
Biological process (GO): hyaluronan metabolic process
Molecular function (GO): serine-type endopeptidase inhibitor activity
Source: RefSeq, a predicted model, not a curated record